This is a messenger RNA of Babesia microti strain RI, 1017 nucleotides long. Its product is annotated as Soluble NSF attachment protein SNAP. The record is from RefSeq and is a predicted model, not a curated record. NCBI's taxonomy places the organism in Eukaryota, Apicomplexa, Aconoidasida, Piroplasmida, Babesiidae. Gene Ontology annotation, molecular function: syntaxin binding; soluble NSF attachment protein activity. Gene Ontology annotation, biological process: intracellular protein transport; SNARE complex disassembly. The coding region runs from base 1 to 1017 and encodes 338 amino acids. Gene Ontology annotation, cellular component: SNARE complex; vacuolar membrane. The transcript is spliced from 6 exons.
AUGUCUGUAUGUAUAUACAUAGGCGUAUAUUGUCUAUAUGACAGCUUUGUUCAGUUUAACUGGUUCUUUGUACUAUUUCUGUGUAUGAGUGAAUACGAGGCUAAGGGGGACAAGGCUAAUCGGCGGAGCUGGUUUAAUCCAUUCCCAGACACAGAUUCGGCACAGGAUAACUAUACCUUGGCAGCCAACACAUUUAAGCGUGAACAAAAAUGGGGCGAUUCUGCUAGAUGUUUCAUAAAAUCAGCCACCAUUUUUGAAAACAAUGAUGAACGCUUAUCAGCUUCCAGAAGUUAUGUGGAAGCUGGUCAAUGUUUGAUGAAGAUGAAUGAUCCAGGUUACAUAAACUGCUAUUUAUCGGCCAUUAGUCUGUAUGACAAGAGCGGUCACUUUGGCCAAUCAGGAAAACUUUACAAGGUAUUAGCUGAAAAGUACACAUCUGAGGGCAAAUAUAACAAUGCAAUUGAUUAUUACAAAAAAUCUGCUGAUUCAUUUUCACUAGAUGAAUACAGCAAAUCUAAUUAUUCUCAAGUCAUAAUGACAUAUGCUGAGCUGAUAGCUCAAUAUCAAGAAUCCUACUUUGAAGCUAUGAAAAUAUUCGAAGAUGAGGCUAAAAAAGCACUUGAUAAUAGACUAUUGCAAUAUGGUGCCAAAACUAUACUUUUUAAAGCAGGACUACUAUCAUUAGCAUUAGGGGACGUAGAUAAUGGACAAGUUGCAUUUGAAAAAUAUAUACAUAUGGACUCCCGUUUCCAACACUCUAGGGAGGCGCAAUUUUUGAAUGGUAUACUGGAUAGUAUGAACAAUAAGGAUUUUGAACUCUUUAGCAAAAGUCUGGAGUCUUACGAACAAAUCGCUACAGUUUCUGCAUGGGAAAGGCAUUUUAUCGAUAAAAUCAAGAUACAUCUUUCUUCAUUUGCUUCUGCCGAUACAAUUUUUAAUCGUAAGAGUGUAGCUGCGGAGGAGGACGAGUUUCCAGAUUAUUGCGGAGAGGGAGGCGGAGAUGUAGAUCUUAUGUGA